Oryza sativa Japonica Group (Japanese rice) is the source of this 889-nucleotide messenger RNA. Its product is annotated as eukaryotic translation initiation factor 1A. The record is from RefSeq and is a predicted model, not a curated record. Gene Ontology annotation, cellular component: cytoplasm. Lineage: Eukaryota; Viridiplantae; Streptophyta; Magnoliopsida; Poales; Poaceae. Gene Ontology annotation, biological process: translational initiation. Gene Ontology annotation, molecular function: translation initiation factor activity; RNA binding.
ACCACCACAGCUUUCCCCACCCACGAACAAAAGCAGCGAGAGAGAGGCAGAGAGCGAAUCGAAUCGAUCUCUUGUGUUUGUUGAUCGAUCGAGGUCGAGGAUGCCGAAGAACAAGGGGAAGGGAGGGAAGAACCGGAAGCGGGGGAAGAACGAGGCGGACGACGAGAAGCGGGAGCUGGUGUUCAAGGAGGACGGGCAGGAGUACGCGCAGGUGGCGCGGAUGCUGGGCAACGGGCGGUGCGAGGCGCAGUGCAUCGACGGGACGAAGCGGCUGUGCCACAUCCGCGGGAAGAUGCACAAGAAGGUGUGGAUCGCGGCGGGGGACAUCGUCCUCGUCGGCCUCCGCGACUACCAGGACGACAAGGCCGACGUCAUCCUCAAGUACAUGAACGACGAGGCCCGCCUCCUCAAGGCCUACGGCGAGAUCCCCGACCACGUCCGCCUCAACGAGGGCGUCGUCGACGAGGACGACGCCGCCGCCCACGACGACUACAUCCAGUUCGAGGACGAGGACAUCGACAAGAUCUGAUCUCAUCUACCCACUGCUGCUGCUGCUUCAUCAGUCCAAUGGUACAAAGAAACAAUCCAAGAAUUGCUUCUUGUUACUUGCUACUAUUGUGAUGUGUGGUGUGAUAUUAUAAUCACGGUGGUGUGAUGUGUGAGGUCGUCUGCCUGAGAGAGACCUGUAUAUAUGGAAGAGAUUCGGGGGGCAAUUAUUCUGCCCAAUAAUCAAAUAUUGAAUCGAAUUGCUCGCUUUACGCGAUGGGGUUCAUCUAGUUUUGUUCUACUCUGGUUCAUGUCUGAUCAGUCUCUGUUGUUACACAGUUUUCAUUACUUAGGGCUGUAGCCUGUAUGCACUGGAACUAAUAUAUUAACAGUAUUUAGUAUU